GAGUCCAAGGCAGGCAGAGGUAAAAGGCUGCCGAAUGAGACAGAUACCGAGUGGACGGACAAAAACAUGACCGGGAAGGACGAGUUCGUUCGGUAUUCGCCCCUCCCCGCGAACCCUACCCCUGAUCCUGACCCGCCGAGUCAAAACGUCAUCGUAAUCCUCCCCGCCUACCGUCCUCCCUACAGCCGUCGCCACCGUCGCUAUCUCUACUGCUCCGGCGCACUCUUCCUCAUCUUUCUGCUAGCCGCCGCUACUUUCUUCCUUUACCCGUCGGAUCCCGAUAUUCGGGUUGCCCGAUUGCAUCUCAAUCACAUUGGGAUCAAGACCUCCCCAAAACUCGUCCUUGACGUUUCGUUCUUCCUCACUGUUAAGGUCCGGAAUAGAAAUUUCUUCUCUCUUUCUUAUGAUUCCAUUAACGUGUCGGUGGGUUACCGAGGGAGAGAGCUCGGGAGUGUGAGUUCUAACGGUGGUCGACUCAGAGCGAGGGGUUCGUCGUACAUGAACGCCACGCUUGAUCUCAAUGGAUUUCAGGUCAUCCAUGACGUCUUUUACUUGCUUGAAGAUUUGGCUAAGGGUGUCAUUCCCUUCGAUGCUGAAACGCGAGUCAAAGGGACUCUCGGGCUGCUCUUCUUCAACUUUCCGUUGAAGGCUACAGUAUCAUGUCUGGUGUAUGUGAAUACAAAUAACCAGACUGUCAUCCGGCAAGACUGCUACCCUGAGUCAUUGGGUUGAAAAUAAAGGACUCACACUAUGGCCUGAUAAUAGUACGUUGGAGCUGAGUCAUUGGAGCUGGAGAUAUUUGUUCAUUACCAAAUUUACUGCAUCCUUCACGCAGUGGUGUAAAUGGACUAUAUUAUUGUGCUGUAUAUGAAAUAUGAGUCAGGCCCUUGUAAAUAACUACGUGUGGAUCCAAUUUAGCUGGCCAAGAAUCUUCCACUUCUCUUGUAGAAAGCUCUAUCGCGGCACUAAAGGCAUUAAAACUAAAAAUUAUGGAUGUCACACACCUGUGUGUCUGUAAGUUUUGUGGGUGAUCAAGAGAAAUUAGCAUCCUGCAUUGAAAAGCCAAGCCGUUGUAUUGUGGCAGAAA
This is a messenger RNA of Neltuma alba, 1087 nucleotides long. RefSeq lists its product as uncharacterized. NCBI's taxonomy places the organism in Eukaryota, Viridiplantae, Streptophyta, Magnoliopsida, Fabales, Fabaceae. The coding region runs from base 67 to 732 and encodes 221 amino acids. Gene Ontology annotation, biological process: defense response to other organism; response to desiccation. The transcript has 3 exons. The record is from RefSeq and is a predicted model, not a curated record.